AUGAGCGAUCCCGGCUCCACCACCCCGCCAGCAGACGCGACAAAGUUGUCCAGUCCUCCCUCGGGCAGCCUGGCAUUCCUCGUUCACUCCCCCGACACGGUCAGAAGCAACCUCCCGCCUGAUGUCGACAACAAACCGCUUGCACGCCAGAAGCGGAGAAGAACAAGCCCCGAAGAUCAGAAAAUACUGGAAGCAGAAUACCAGAGAAACAGCAAACCUGACAAGGCUGCGCGUCUUGAGAUCGUGAAGCGCGUCGCUCUUGGCGAGAAGGAGGUGCAGAUCUGGUUCCAGAAUCGCCGCCAAAACACACGUCGUAAAUCCAGGCCACUCGAACCGCACGAAAUACAAUCGCAUCUCUCCAGUUCUCAGGAACCCAUCACAGAACCAUCCUCGUCCGCCCCGAAUUCCGACGAUGCCGAAGGAGGAGAGCAGGAACAGCACGUCGGAGAUGUUGCGGUUGCGCCGCUGAACAACUCACACAGCCUUCAGGAGACACCGGCUAGGUCUCCAACAAUUAGCACCGAGCACGUGCCAAAGGAAACCGCUUCCCCAUCAGCGCCGGACUUGACGAAUGUCGAACACCAGGCAACCAAUGCGGCGACUGAGCUUCCAAAGAGUCCAGCCCAAGUCAGCGGCAUUGGACCUACAGAGUUUGGCAGCUCGCAGCCUUUGCCGUCAUCGCAAGAAAGCCAACACCAAGGCAUCGGCUAUCUCGCAAACCGCCGUAGCCAGUCGUUUAUCCGUACUUACGAGGAGGCCAUGGCGGAGAAGUCCGGUUCGGUGCCCUCGUCACAAGAACAAGCGCCCCCUCGGACUUUGAAAAAGUCCAGUUCAUUUGUGCGCCUGUCAAUGACUGAAGACGGAAAGGCUAGGGUCAUCACCGGCGACGAUUCUCCAUCUCCGCCUCGGUCUCAGCCGAACCCAACUCCGGUGAUCGAGAAGUCCGAAGGUCUUCGCCGCAGCUACAGUGCUGCCGCUUUAAAUGAUCGUCUGAAGCAAGCUCAAUCGCCCCAGGGCAUCCAGCGCUCUUUCUCCGGGCGGUCUCGUGACUCAAGAGCUUGGGAGUUCUGGUGUGAUAGUGACGCAAGAAAUUCUCUGACCGAAAAGGCGAACCAAGAGGGAAGUGGCUCCGCAGCGGACGCCAUUGGUCUCAUACGGUCUGCUAGCAGAGGUGCAUUGAAACUGAACCCCAACAAGCGCAAUGCCCAGCUCCUCACUCAAAGUUCUGCAAAGCGUGUCAAGCUCGAUGGAAAGAGCACACACCGACCGCCUCUGUCUCGCUCUUCAUCUUCACAAGGACGCCUUCAAGGCAAGGCGGCACCUGUGAGCAGAACGCCACUGAAGAAGAGUCAAUCGGCCGUCACAAAGAAGGCCGAUGACGAUGGCUUCGAGGUCCCACAGACAGAGUCGGACAAGGAGAAUUGGGAACCAGGUGUUCCUGGCACUAGCCUGCGUCGUACCAAGCCGCCCACUGCCGGUCAGCAGCCUGGUCAGCCACGGCGCAGGGUCUUGGGCGAGAACACCAAUAUCAUGAGCACGAAUGGCAGUCUCGGAACUAUGAUGGACCGCGAGAAAGGGCUGAAGGCGACGCCGCACAAAAGGCUACUGGGACCUCGGACUAGUAACCCCGAGGAUGACGACGAACUUCGCGCCUUCAUGGGCGGCGCAGGUGGCCACAGCCAGAGAACAAGUGUCUCAAGCGGCGAAGAGCUGGGAUGUGUGGAAGGCCUGCUCAAACUCAGCCAAGGCAAUUGGAGAUGA
Messenger RNA from Lasiodiplodia theobromae, 1761 nucleotides. RefSeq names its product Homeobox domain-containing protein. Gene Ontology annotation, biological process: cell differentiation; regulation of transcription by RNA polymerase II. Bases 1 to 1761 code for a protein of 586 amino acids. The record is from RefSeq and is a predicted model, not a curated record. NCBI's taxonomy places the organism in Eukaryota, Fungi, Ascomycota, Dothideomycetes, Botryosphaeriales, Botryosphaeriaceae. The transcript is spliced from 3 exons. Gene Ontology annotation, molecular function: DNA-binding transcription factor activity, RNA polymerase II-specific; RNA polymerase II cis-regulatory region sequence-specific DNA binding.